CCAGGCAAACGCCCUGCGUUGUCAUCACGCACAGUCGUCAUAACGAAUCCAUCCGUUAUUGUAAAUCCCAGAGCAGCGACUUGUCAAUAAACUGAGCAGGACACGGAUACAAGGGGAAGAAGGCAGACAGAAGAGGAGCUGGUAGGCGUAUCGCCUCCCGGGACAAAUCGCCGCACAGUGUGAAAGUAACUGCAGGAGGGGACGGAGAUGCUCACCGUGGCGGAACAGAGCGCUUUUUAACGACAGGGGAAAGGAGGACAUGAUUUGAAGCUAGUUUCCCAGCAGGAUUUAUCACCCUUUUAUCUGAAAAUUGCUUUUUCUGAUCUAUAACGCUUCUCUCUAUAGGCUGCCAUCAACCUGGACAGCACGCACAGUUGUCCGGUGUUUCUCCUUGGAGAACGACGCGGAGACAAGAGAGGUCAAGACAAAGUCACUUCGGUGGCUGAAAAGCGGGGAGGGUGGGGGGCGACCAUUUACCAAGCUUCUCUGAGUCUAAAGUCCCUUAUCUACCCAUUUGUACUCUUGUUAUUCAAUUUUACUCUACCGACCAACAGCAAGAGAGGAUUAUUACUCUACAAACAAGUGCAGCUCCAAUGCAAAGAGCUGUGAGUGAGUGAAAUGUGAUGCUGGUGCAGGAAUGACAACUGCUGAAUGGGGAGCAAAGAGCAUCUAGGGGAGUUUACGUGGAGACCGGCUGAUUAGCCUCAAACGACGACCGUGUCCGGUUUCACCGAGUAGCCUACAAAGACGUUCCCUCACUCUCCCUAGUUCAUUGCUUUGCCUCUACUCUUUAACUCGAGACUGGAUUCCAGCGAAAUUACCCCCCGGCGGACGGGUAUUUUCCCUUUAAAUGACCGGUUAACGGAUCUUAACGGUAACGCGGGGAGCUCAUGUGGAGACCAAACGAGUGCGCAACGCGGCGGUGCGCCGGUUUAACGGCGUUUUUUCCACGCUCACAGUUCUGUCCCAGUGGAUCACUGGGUUGCUGUAGGCUAUAGGCUAUCACCGGUCGUCUACCCGUAACGGGCUUUUAAUGCAAACUCAACGGGAACUAAAUUGAAACGCCUCGUUUGCCCCACCACCACUCCAGGUGCGGCCAGCCUUCCGCGGCGCAAGACCCCCUCAAAAAGUGGAUCUGAUUUCUUAUUUGGUUUAAAAAAUUGUCUGACCAGGAGGAGGAUUAUUUAACAUAUUCUUUGCUGAUUGGAGUUCUUUGCCUGGCUUGAUAAGAGGGCAGAUAACCGGAGGAGAAAUAGCCUCCACCCAACCGGAGAGGAGGAGUGAGAGACGCGCAGGUCCUUGGAUCCAUCUCCCUGGGCCAUCUCUAGCUUUUCCAUCCAUCUGCUAGUUGCCGCACUGUAUCUUCAUGUUGAGUCUUAAUAAAUCACAGCACAUCAGAUAGAGUUGCCCUGUUCCCAGUGGAGGAUAAUGGAACGGCUGUGGUUCUCUUUGCUGUUGCUGGCAGCAGCAUGCAGGGGACAGCCGUGUCCGAAACGCUGUAUGUGCCAGAGCCUUUCUCCAUCGCUCGCUAUCCUCUGCUCCAAAACAGGCUUGUUGUUUGUUCCUGCUGCCAUUGACCGACGCACAGUGGAGCUACGGCUUCAAGAGAACUUCAUUACAGCUGUCAGAAGAAAGGACUUUGCCAACAUGACCAGCUUGCUACAUCUGACCCUUUCCAGAAACACCAUCAGUCAGAUUCUCCCUUCAGCUUUCAGUGACCUGCGGCGACUGAGAGCACUCCACCUAGACUCUAAUAGAUUAACUGUGAUCAAGGACGACCAUUUCAAAGGCCUGACCAACCUUCGUCACCUGAUCUUGGCCAACAACCAGCUCCACUCCAUAUCUCCCCAUGCCUUUGAUGACUUCCUGUCCACAUUGGAGGAUCUCGACCUCAGUUACAAUAACCUUGCCCAGGUGCCCUGGGACACGAUCGGGCGGCUAACCAACGUCAAUACCCUAAAUAUGGAUCAUAACCUCAUAGAAAAUGUUCCCCAAGGGGUUUUCACAAACCUACACAAACUGGCCAGGCUAGACAUGACGUCAAACAAGCUGAAGAAAAUUCCCCCAGACCCGUUGUUCCUGAGAAUUCCAGUUUAUGCCAAGUCCAGAGGCUCCCCCCUCUCCUCCCUGGUGUUGAGUUUUGGUGGCAACCCCCUUCACUGUAACUGUGAACUUCUGUGGUUGAGAAGACUGACCAGAGAAGAUGACCUCGAGACGUGCGCAUCUCCCCCUGACCUCAGUGCCAAGUACUUCUGGACAAUACCUGAAGAGGAGUUUAUUUGUGACCCACCAGUUCUGACCCGUAAGUCACCUCAUACAGUGGCCAUGGAAGGCCAGCCUGCCAGCCUGAAGUGCAAGGCAAAUGGCGACCCUGAACCUGAAGUCCACUGGAUCAGCCCUGAAGGGCGACUAAUAUCUAAUAGCACCAGAACCUUGGUUUUCCCUAAUGGAAGCCUGGAGAUCAAUGUAACAUCGCUAAAGGAUUCGGGAAACUUCACCUGCAUUGCCUCCAACGCAGCAGGUGAAUCCACAGGAAGGGUGGAGCUAGUUGUCACGGCGACGCCCCACUUGGCAAACAGCACAAGCCGCAGCCGAGACCCGUCCUCUGAACCUGCCCCCUCUGACAUCUUAACCUCCUCUAAGGUUGCGCUGCCUAAUAAUGAGACAAGAGGGGCCGACCGGAGAGUCUCAUUGGUGGAACUGACAGGAAACUCUGCCCUCAUUAGAUGGAGCAGUCAGACUCCUACAUCUGGAGUCAGGAUGUUCCAAGUCCAAUACAACAGCUCUGGGGAUGACACGCUGGUUUACAGGAUGAUUCCAUCCAGCAGCAAUGACUUCCUGGUUCGGGACCUCGCUGCUGGACGCAACUACGAUCUUUGUGUCCUGGCUGUGUUUGAUGAUGUCAUCACUUCACUGACUGCAACACGUCCUUUGGGCUGUCUAUCAUUCACCACAGACACGGAGUUCAGUCAGUGCCAAGCACUGCACAGUCACUUCCUGGGUGGUACUAUGAUCAUCAUCAUUGGAGGAAUUAUUGUUGCCUCUGUGCUGGUUUUUAUUAUCAUCUUAAUGAUACGAUACAAGGUUUACAGCAACCAAGGGGCAGGCCACGGAAAAGCAGGCAUUGCGGCUACAGCAGCAAGGCCGCAAAGCAAUGGACAAGGAGGAGGUGGGCAGAUCCAAGUCCUUCCUCGUUCUGCCUCAAAAAUGCCUGACAAUCAGGAUAACCAAGCGCUAGCGCCAUCCAGGGCCAUGUCGCCUAGCAACACUCUGAGAGACACUGUGGCAUUGGUCGAAGAGGAGAGCAGUGGACGGAACAUAAUGACAAGGACUGACUCCUUGGCCAAUGAGGAGUUGCUCUCGCCCACCAAGGCCCGCUUCUCCUCCAGGGUCGCCAUUGAGAUGAAAAGCAGACCGCCAUCUGUCGCCAAAGAACCCACCUCCCCCAAGGAACUGGCAGAACCCUGAUAUUGUUGUUCUGAGUGGCAGAUGUGAAGAAUGAACGACACAACCAGGGAGAAGCUGGUGAAGAAAAAAGGCCCUAUGACUCCUCUCCUGUAUCUCCUGUUUACUGUACCCAUUACUUUGUUGCCAUGUAUAUCAUGGUGUUAUAGACCUGUACUGUCUGGUUUACUUUUAACUGCUUAUCUUGGUUCUCACAUCUGGAUUGGAUGACCUUGUCAAGGCACCGGUGUCUGUUUGGCUGUUGAUUGGCCAGUUGCUGCAGGAUCAAGCUGUCGAUGUGAUCAUCUUAAUCACUUAAUGGAACGGCACACACUGAUUGCUCAAUUUUCCACUUACAAACAUCUGUAUCAACGUGGACGUGGACGAAGUGGGGGGUGUGGAUAAUUUAAAAAGCAACAUAAGAGGCAUAUAAAUAGGUCUCAACAUAAAAAUGGACAGAAAAUGUGAAUGAACUUCUCACCAUCUGGAGCAGCAUCAACAUGUACGGACAGAUACAGAGUGGAUGGUAACAACAGACAGACAAAUUAAAUGGCUAAACAGUCAGAGUUGGAUGCAUAGAUAAUCACACUGUCUGGAUGGGAUUCUUUGGAUAUGAACAUAAACACCCAAACAAUAAUGGCUCACUGUUUCUACAACUAAACAUAUGGGACUUGGCACCACACACCUGGCUCAAAGUGGCUCAACUUUAUUAUCCCAUGUGGAAUAAUGUGAUCCUGCCAAACUGAACUAAGUUGAGCUGAUCCUAGCUGGGCUGAGAGCUGGAUCUUAAACUUGACUGGACCCUGUUAUCUCUCAUUCAGAGGUCUGUUUCUGGAAAGCACAUACGGUAUGUAAGGAAACCUGAACUGAACUGGUUUAACCCAGACAGACCUGAAUAAACUUGUGGUACCUGAACUGGAGUUGAACACUGGUAAAGGACUCAGACUGUGCAGUGAACUGAUGCAGACUAGACUAAAGAUCGCAUCUAAUGGUCUAGUCUGUGUAUUCUACUGCCCUGCUUCAAUAUCUACUGCUUUCCGCUGGAUGGGACUUGUGAAGACCUUGUGGACCUUUACCAGCCUCUCUCACCUCUCUCCAGGCCCAGUUAAACAGCUGCUGAUCAGGAGGAAAGCCACAUGUCUGAAGUGAAGAAGUAAACAGAUGAACAGAUAAGAUAGAAAAAAUAAAGUAGCGGGGUCAUUUUAUCAAAAUCAUCACCAUUACUGUCUUCACUGAAUAAGUUUACAGGUCCAGAGUUCUACACUGAAAAGCUAAGUACUUUUAAUAUGAAGAAAAAUGCUAUUUGACUGCACCACCUGCAUUGCUAACAUCAUGGUUGUAGUCAUCCAGGACCUUUGUACAUCUUCAUUAUGACAACUUCAUUACCACCAUGGAGUGUGUUUACGUGCACACAGCAUGAUUGAUAACAGGUCACAUCUCACUUAAUGUUCUAUUUCUGAAGAGUUACAUCUUAAUGUUUGUCUGACAGAUAUUCCUUUAUAAUAAUCAACAGAAUGACGCAGGUGCUCUAUACAAGCAUCUCUCUCAUCAUUCUCAUGCUUUCACUCAGAUUUAAUAUUGUAAAUGGGAUACACAAGUGGGUACACAGGUGCCGUCUCAUGUACUUUCCAUGUGUGCACGUAAUUGCACUCACCGCCAUUCCCCAGUGUCAUUAUUACCAUUAUCAUCAUGACUGUGGUUGUGACAUGGUUACCUGCAGAGAUGUACGUUGUUAGAAGAGCAAAAUAGACAGAGAACCUCAAACCCUUUGACCCGUCCAAGAAGAAACACACACCCCCAAAAACAAACACAAUUGCUUUGUCUUCACUUUUCUCCUUCUGUGUUCCCCUUAUUUUUUCUUUGGGCUUUAUCUUUUGUAUGUGUACAUAAAGCAAUUUCAAAUCUUAUAGUUUUGUACAUGUAAUUUUUAUGGUGUGUGGACAUUUUCUAAUAAAAUAAAACAAAAAUGGAUGACUUUUUCC
This is a messenger RNA of Micropterus salmoides (largemouth bass), 5426 nucleotides long. Its product is annotated as leucine-rich repeat and fibronectin type III domain-containing protein 1-like protein. The coding region runs from base 1429 to 3468 and encodes 679 amino acids. The record is from RefSeq and is a predicted model, not a curated record. NCBI's taxonomy places the organism in Eukaryota, Metazoa, Chordata, Actinopteri, Centrarchiformes, Centrarchidae. Gene Ontology annotation, molecular function: protein binding. The transcript is spliced from 11 exons.